Drosophila obscura is the source of this 1412-nucleotide messenger RNA. RefSeq lists its product as uncharacterized. The record is from RefSeq and is a predicted model, not a curated record. Lineage: Eukaryota; Metazoa; Arthropoda; Insecta; Diptera; Drosophilidae. Gene Ontology annotation, molecular function: structural molecule activity. The transcript has a single exon. Bases 115 to 1029 code for a protein of 304 amino acids.
CGAUUUUUAUUUGCAUUCGCUUGUAAAUUGUCGAGAGGCACGCGUGCAACGAACGAACGCAUUGAACGCUUGCUUUCAAGGUGAUUACAUAAAGUCAAUCGGGCCAGGAAAACUAUGCAGAAAGCCAUUAAGAAGGAGCUGAGUUUCUCGCUGGACACGCUGGAGCGCUAUCGGGCCAAGUACGGGCGCAGCGCAUCGCUGGACACCAAUGGGCAUUCGCUCUACACAGACAAUGAGGCCGCUUUGAGUUUAGCUGCACCGGCAACACCAACAUCGCCGCCGGCCAGCAUAUUCACACGGUCCUCGUCGCCGCCGAAGCUAACCAAGCUGCAGGAGCUGCAGCUGAAGAAGGAGGCCUACCUGAGGGCCCGCGAGCACGAGAGGGAAAUGGAGCAGCUGCAUCGCACAGAAAAGAAACCCACAAAUGGCAGCAGCCUGGAAGGGUCUGGCAGACCCAUGCCAGCGGCCAAAGUGGGCAGCCCAACGAAGAGCACAGGCCCUGCCACGGCAGCUGCUGCUGCUGCUGCCACUGCCACUGCCACCAAAUUGUCGACUCCUGCUGGCUACUCGAACUGGUCGAAUCACCAUACAACGCUCUCCUCGCAGCCCUGGGUGGCCAUCUCGGAGCUGAUGUACUUUUGCGACAAAUACGAGUUCACGACCCUCAGCACCCGCGACCUGAAGACCCACCAAGAGAUUGUGGCCGAGGUGCGGGCGCUGCUGUCGGGCAAGGCACCGUUCGAUCAGCGUACACGCUUCCCGGGCAACAUACACGACCCGGAGAACCUGUGGGUCUGCAUUGGACGCUGCGCCAGUGUGGAGUACCAUCUGCAGCGCAUCAUCAGCAUCUUCAGGAAGCCGCUCAAUCAGCUCACGCCGGACAAACAGCGCACGGUGCGCCAGAACUUUCAUCUGGCGGUCAGCGAGCUGCGGCUGGACAUCUCCGCGCGGAUCAGCGAGGUGCGUCUGUACGAUCGUCUGGUAUUCGAGCGUGAAUUUCGUCUGGAGUGGCAGGAGGCGGAUGCCUAACGGGGCAGGGCCGGAGCAGGGGCAAUGCUAAAACGUGUGCUGUAACAAUCGACAAUAACUUUUAUUUGCAACACUUUGUGGGGCAUUCAGCCCUUUCAUUUUUCGGUGCAUGGUGACAAAAAACGUUUACAAAAAUACGCACGCACACACACACACACACACAAAGAGGAUUUAUAUGGAGAGAGUUUGUCUCCAUUUAACAAUAAAUACAAUUCAAUGCUCUCAGCCGUGGAAUUGCGCUUGAAAUUAAAUUCUAUAAAGGCCAACAGCAGCAUCCAGCAGGGUUAAGGAACUUGCAUUGGCACACUGGAACCGAACCUGUCACCUGCGGCUAAAAACUUAUUGCUUCACAAUACGUAAUACAAAAAACAUUUAUAUAUAAU